CCAUGUCUCAAGCACUCCACAGACUGCUGCGAGCUCGCACUCAAAAACAUCACCUCAGUCACUGGCUGCUCACAAGGGAGCUCCUCCCUCCUCGCUUUAAUUAAAAAUCAUGGUGGGGGAAUCUUUGGGGGGUGGUGGAGUUGGUGGCCUGCUCGUUGUGUAAACUCCCAAAGUAAAAAGGGAAACCGAGGAAGCGGGCAAAAAAGAUCAGCCGCAUGAAGCUUGGCGUCGCCUGGGUGAGGCAGGAUUCGAGCGCCGCCGGAGGAUGAGAGACGGCUCCAACGAUGGGCAACUGCGGAACCAGGGAGGAGAACGCCGUCGUCGCCGCUCACGCGCAAGUUCAACAACUCCAAAUGUUCCAAGUACCUGUUAAGAAUGCUCUUACAGAGAAAAAACAUACUCGUACCUUCUCAGAUGUUAGUGACCCCUCGACUCCCCGACACUUUGAGGAUUCUAGAAAUAUUGCAAUAUACACCGAUGUGAUUGCGUUUACGUUGUUUGAGCUUGAGACGAUUACUAAAAGUUUCCGUGCGGAUUAUGUGCUUGGUGAAGGAGGGUUUGGUACCGUGUACAAGGGUUAUAUAGAUGAAAAUGUGAGAGUUGGUCUCAAAUCACUUCCAGUUGCUGUAAAGGUUCUCAACAAGGAUGGUCAUCAGGGACAUAGGGAAUGGCUUACAGAGGUUAAUUUUCUUGGACAACUGAGGCAUCCUAAUCUAGUGAAGUUGAUUGGCUACUGCUGUGAAGAUGAUCAUAGGUUGCUUGUAUACGAGUUCAUGUUCCGUGGAAGCCUUGAGAAUCACUUGUUUCGGAAGACAGCUGCACCACUAUCUUGGGCGACAAGAAUGUCAAUCGCAUUUGGCGCUGCUAAAGGACUAGCUUUCCUUCACAAUGCUGAAAAACCUGUUAUCUACCGAGAUUUUAAGACCUCAAAUAUUUUAUUGGACUCUGAUUACACAGCCAAGCUCUCAGAUUUCGGUCUUGCAAAAGCUGGACCUGAGGGCGAUGAGACCCAUGUAUCAACGAGGGUGAUGGGAACCUAUGGCUAUGCGGCCCCAGAAUAUGUGAUGACAGGACACUUGACGGCCAGGAGUGAUGUUUAUAGCUUUGGAGUUGUUCUUCUUGAGCUCUUGACAGGCCGUCGAUCUGUGGACAAGGCUCGUCCAUCUAAGGAGCAGAGCUUGGUUGAUUGGGCUCGCCCUAAACUCAACAACAAGCGAAAGCUGUUGCAAAUAAUCGACCCCAAGCUGGAAGAUCAGUAUUCAGUGAGAGCUGCCCAGAAGGCUUGCAGCUUGGCAUACUACUGUUUGAGCCACAACCCAAAAGCAAGGCCUCUUAUGAGUGAUGUCGUGGAGACACUUGAGCCUUUACAGUCGAGCAAUGGAAACGAGGUCUCAUUGAGCGGGUUUGCACAGAACAGGAUGCAUCAUCCGCUCGCACAGAAUGUCGUCAGCUGUAGACCAAGCCCGCGUGCAAAAUGUUCAAGUGCUCUUCCAGCCUGCAGAGUCAAAUGAUCUACCAAUCCAUGCUUGAUGCCGUGCGGUUCGAAGCGGAGGGUUUGUACAUUGCCUAUCUUUGUUGCACUUGUUUGGGUUUUGUCUCUUCCACUAUGUUAUAAUGUAAAGUUUAUCUCGUUGCGUCUGAUGUUUGCGAGAUCCCCGUAUUUCUGAUCAGUGUUUGUGUAGUUUAACAUGAGGCGAACCUAGCCAAAUGGGCUAGGUUUUGUUGAAACAAAAGCUAGUUGGAUCAUGCAUUUCGAAUUAUGAUUCUGUAGUAGCUUUAGUCAUGGGAAUUAUUUGCUCGGGUGCUCGUUGCUAGUUCUUCCUGUUGAAAGCAACUAUUAGGAAGCUAAAAACUCUUGAGUGUUUGUAUUUGACAAAAUUGCGUCGAACAUUAUCUUCUAUAGUAGGCUGGUCUUCAACUUCUUGGUACAAA
Messenger RNA from Zingiber officinale, 1932 nucleotides. RefSeq names its product probable serine/threonine-protein kinase PBL8. The record is from RefSeq and is a predicted model, not a curated record. Gene Ontology annotation, biological process: protein phosphorylation. The transcript is spliced from 7 exons. The coding region runs from base 285 to 1511 and encodes 408 amino acids. Gene Ontology annotation, molecular function: ATP binding; protein kinase activity. Lineage: Eukaryota; Viridiplantae; Streptophyta; Magnoliopsida; Zingiberales; Zingiberaceae.